This is a messenger RNA of Theobroma cacao (cacao), 2218 nucleotides long. RefSeq names its product transcription initiation factor TFIID subunit. Gene Ontology annotation, molecular function: protein heterodimerization activity. The record is from RefSeq and is a predicted model, not a curated record. NCBI's taxonomy places the organism in Eukaryota, Viridiplantae, Streptophyta, Magnoliopsida, Malvales, Malvaceae.
UUGUCAAGCCAAUCUCACUCAGACCCAUAAUCGUUUCCAAAAACACUCAAACUCCCGGCUCUUUUCCCUGCCCCAAUAAUGGCUCUUCUCGGCGACGACGGACGCGGCUACGACUUAGCUCGGCGGCUAGAAUCAUGCGGUGUCUGGCGAGCUUGGCUCGGCGAUUCCACCUACGCUUCUUUCAUCCAUUUCCUCUCGUCUCCUUCGGCUUGGGAAUCGUUCAUGCGAGUUGACGACUCGAAGUCUAGGUCUCAGAUCCAUCUCCAGCUCAGAGCUCGCGCCCUCUUGUUCGAUAAAGCCACCGUCGCUCUCUUCCUCAGAUCCAACUCUUCAAACCCCGCUAAUAGUUCUUCUUCUUCUUCAGUUGCCGUUUCAAAGCUUAAUCCGAACUAUUUGCAGCUGCACGGUGAUGACGUGUACUUUACUUUGGAGGGUUCCUUGCAGGAUGGUGGUGCUGCAGCUAAUGCGGCACCGUCAAAGUCUAAAUCAUCGUUUAGUGCUGGAUCAAGAUAUGGUGAAUCUGAAUUUGAUAGUUUAUCCCAGAGAUAUAGGAAAGAAGAACUGCCAGAAACGUGGUAUAAUCAAUUUAUUGAAAAGUAUAGACUUUCCAGGCCUUAUAAGUUGUUUUUGGGGGACCGAGAGUCUGAAAAACGUACACCAGAGGAGAUGACUACAUAUCUUAGAAUUGUUGAGAAGCAUAAGAGAAGACGUGUGGCAUUUCAGGAAGAUCAGUACAUGGGAUACGGAAGUACUGGUCUAGAAUCAAAUUCUGUUCUAGAUGGCAAUAACUCAGGCGAUGAUGAAAUCCCCUUUUUCCCUGAAAUAAUGUCUAUGAUGAACUGUGUACCUGAUAGUGCCCUUCCACCAGCUACCAGAGUGUGGGAUAAGAAGACAAUAGAAUUUUACGGAGUUCUUGAUACUCUACCCCAAGUUUCAACCCGGAGUCCUGUUAUGAUUGAGAGGCUUGGUAUAAGGCCUGAGUACCUCAACAUGGAACAAGGUGGAAACACACAUCGUGGGAAGAAUAACAGGAAGCUCCUUGGUCAGGAACAAGCAUCACAGAUGUCUCGAAAGGUCAUAGCACGGUUACUAAAUGGUGUUGGGUUUGAAGGUGCCACAGAAGCUCCAGUGGAAGUCUUCUCUCAGUUUCUCAGCUGUCACAUUUGUAGACUCGGUCGUAAUAUAAAAGUUCUUACUGAUAAUUACAGAAAACAAUGCUCAGCCAUUGAACUAAUUAGGAUGUUUCUUCAAACAUCAGGAUAUAGUAACUUUGGGACUCUAGCUGAACUUGUCAAGGAUAGUACCAGGAACGUAGUGCAACAAACUCCGCAACAAAUGCAUGGAAUCCAGUCACAAUUGCAGCCACAGCACCAAAAUGCUCUUCGAAUGGCUCAGCAACUACCGAUGAGACAAAUGCAUCCACAGAUGCAGCAAAUGGUUCAUCCACAAAAUUUAACUUUUCAGCAGCAGCAGCAGUUGGAAAGAAUACGUAGGCGCCAUCCAUCCACCCCUCGUCCUGUUAUGGAUAUGGAUAAAGACCGACCUAUGGUGCAAGUUAAGAUUGAAAACCCAUCAGAGCUGCCAAUGGAUAGCAAUGCCUUUAAUCCUAUCAACACCAGACAUCCACAAAUGCAGUUCCGUCAGCAGCAAUUUGCUGCAAUAUCAAAUCUGCAUGCUCAGCCCAGCAAUCAAUUCAGACAGUUGAUGUCUCCACAAAUUCAUCAAAUGCAAACACAGAACAUGGGUAUUGUUAGAGCUCCACCGGUGAAGGUUGAAGGUUUUCAGGAAUUGAUGGGUGGGGAUACCACCUUGAAGCAUGAUUCUGAGGAAAAUAAGCUGACCUCACCACCAAAUAAAUAGUUUUGCAAGGACAUUUGUCAGCGAGCAUAUGUAUCCCCAGUACCGGUUUCACCGAAAUUUUGGCUUUUUUUUGUUGUUAGAAAGGUAAGAUGUUACAUUUAUAUAUGAUCUAAUUUUACCUUGUGCAAUCAAGUGUAAAGUCUGAUGGCCAAAAAUACAAUUCUUGUUUGAGGAUUAACAAACUAUGGAAACGUCUGGUGCUGUGCAUAUUUAUAACAUAUUGAAAAUUCUUCCUAGAGAUCUGGUGUAUGUAGCAUUUAGAACGAAGCAAGGUCAGGGCAAAAUGAUCAGUCAAGUGUGUAACUUUGUUAGGGCAUAUUCAUCAUAUGGGCAAAUUUUCUGUUUUAUUUUUUCCUGA